This is a messenger RNA of Melitaea cinxia (Glanville fritillary), 4038 nucleotides long. RefSeq lists its product as uncharacterized. Lineage: Eukaryota; Metazoa; Arthropoda; Insecta; Lepidoptera; Nymphalidae. Gene Ontology annotation, biological process: protein folding in endoplasmic reticulum. The transcript has 4 exons. Gene Ontology annotation, cellular component: cytoplasm; membrane. Bases 550 to 3735 code for a protein of 1061 amino acids. The record is from RefSeq and is a predicted model, not a curated record.
UCAACUUCCGUUCGCCUCGCCCGAUGACACUUAUCGUAACACUCACGUCACGCAUUCACCAUCGUACUCACCACGUCAAGCGUGCGCUAAAGAAGUUUUACUUCAAAAACGUAUAUAGUAUGUUUCCGUCUCGUAGCAGCCCUACGUUAGACGGUAAUGCAGCGUUUGUGAUACCAAUAAUUUAGUCAGUCUCGUGAGGUCGAGCGGAGCGAACGUGUGCAACGAAUCGUUCCCAAACAAUUUAAUGUAUAUUACGUAUUCGUAAAAUUUUAUAUUUUCUAAAAUUGUGCAAGUUAAACAGUGUGUGUAUAGAGACGUGAUUUUGUUUCAUUGCCUUCUUUUUUGGAACUUACUAUGAAACAGAAAGUGCAUUUCUCAACCGAGGCACGUGUGGUGCGGACUUUAAAGUUGGAACGUUAAUUUAAAAAUAAAAAAAUAAAAAAAAAAACGUGUAUAUACGUGUGCGGUGCGUUCCGGCGGGCGUGCAGUUGUUCGCGUGACGUCGUGAUAGGUGCACACGCCCGCCAAUGCGGCGGCGGCGGGCGCGCGAUGUCGCCGCCGCGGGCGCUGCUGGCGGCUCUACUUCUCUGCCAACUGCUGUCGUACGGUGGCCACCAAGGACUCACCAAGAUAUUCUACACGUUACCUGACACGGGACAGCCUCCAAUACUCAUCUCUUUAGCAGACAAUGCGAAAUUGGAUUUGAGAACGCCGGAUGAAUUAUUGUUCGCAAAUGACUCAGAACAGCACAAUGAUACUAGUUUCACGAUCGUUGACAGCGAAGACGAUGAUGAGGAAGAAAAAACGUCUGCGGACAACGCUCAAAAAGAUAGUACGGAACCUCGCCUCGUAGUGAAAGCGAGGCCCAUGCAUGAAACAAGACAGACAGAGGAUGCAUUUUCAAGCACCACGCCUAUUCCAGAAAUAGAGACUACGGUAGAAUCUCACACUGAAGAAAAAUUAGAAGAAAACAUUCCUAUUAAACCAGAAACUCCACAAGAAGACAUACCUUCAUUCUCUGAAUGGGCGCAGAAGCAGUUAGCAGAAGCCGAAAAGAAAGACACAGUGCUGAACCAUUCGAGUCAACCUAGUCAUAGCAAUACAAAUUUUAGCAGCAAGAGCACUAAGUUACGAUCUAAAAAUUACGCUUCGCUCGCGUGUGGCGCUAAAGUCGUCGCUGUGAAUCCUGAAGCGGGAUCAGCAAGCUCCAUUUUAUCUCCGAAUAGAGAUGAGUACAUGCUAAACACAUGCAAUAGUCGCAUUUGGUUCGUCGUAGAACUGUGUGAAGCUGUUCAAGCACAAAAAAUAGAAAUAGCUAAUUUUGAGCUGUUCUCAUCGACUCCGAAGAAUAUCGCUGUAUAUUUCAGUGAUCGUUUCCCUACUCGGGACUGGGCUGACGUCGGUCAGUUUACAGCGCAAGACAUGAGAGAUGUACAAAGUUUUGAUUUGUAUCCACAUUUGUUUGGUAAAUUUAUUAAAGUUGAGCUAUUGUCUCAUCAUGGCUCCGAACAUUAUUGCCCCAUUUCAUUAUUUAAGGUUUAUGGCACUUCAGAAUUUGAAGUUCUAGAGAAGGAGAGUUCUCAACAUUCGUCUCACAUAGAUGACGAUGAAGACGACGAGAUAAUCGACGUCCCCGACGUACCAGCGGCAGAAACGGAGCCAUCAAAAAACCUUUUUGGUUCCGCGAGAGACGCCGUUAUGUCGAUUAUGAAGAAAGCUGCUCAAGCAUUAGUUAAAACAGAAGUUCCUAAGAAUAUUUCCAGUGAACGUUACGAUACGUUAGCGGAUAAAAUGUACAAAAAGUGUUGUUCACCCAGCCAUAUAAUAGUGUGUGAUAAUUGUAGUAAAACGCUUUACAAUGACGUGUAUGAACUGCUUAGUUGUACCUCUGACAAGUUGAUGAGUUUAGUGCGGCAAGUGUUCCUAAGAGACACUCUUAAGUGCACAAGUGUGUGUCAAACGUACGGUUUAGAUUUUAAAAGUACAAAGACUAUAGAAUUCGGUGAAGAACGCGUAGCGUACAUAAACGCUUUGUUCCCCCCUAAGUAUUUAGCGGCUUUGUGUAACAUUCUAGCGAUUAAAGAGAAAAAAGUGGUCCUUAACACAAGUUUUGAAACCGAAGCGAAUGUUACCUCUAAUAUUACUAUAGAUGAGUCACCGCAGAAGCUUAAUAGUGAAACAAAUUCAGAGCAAGAUAUUAAGUUAGUACCUAUUAAGAAUGAAACAGCUGACGAUAAAAUCAAUGAAAUGACGCAAGCGGACGAUAACAUUGUUGUACCGGAACAGAAAUCUGAGGAUCUACCAAUAGAACUACCUAAAGUCGAGAAAGAAAAAUCAGGUACAUGUAAGGAAGAUCUUCAAACAAUUCUCGAAGGAAAACAACCUAUAGCAGAACCUCACGAGGAGCCUGUCACUGAAGAUAAACUAGUAGAAAGUAAUAGUGAAAGUGAAACUAAAGACGCUCCUUUGAAAACAGAUGUUAAAAAUGGAAAAGAUGUCGUUACAGAAAAACCUAAAGAAAUAAAUAACGUUGGCGAUGAAAUGAGCGAUCAAGUGCUAAUCGAUAGUGAAAAUUUCAUGACGGAUCUUGAUCAGAUAGCGGUCGACCCUACACCCGUGGGUAAUCAAGCCACAUUAAAUCAAAAUCAAGCCCAAGCAACUUUACAAAAGGAAUCGGUAUUUUUAAGGCUGUCAAACAGAGUAAAGACACUAGAAAGAAACAUGUCUCUGUCGGGACAAUACCUCGAAGAGUUAAGCAGACGAUACAAGAAACAAGUAGAAGAAAUGCAGAAGUCCUUCGAGAAAACUAUGGUACAAAUGACUGAAGAAAGGCGGAAAAGCAACGAACGUGAGCAGAAGUACUUAGAACAAAUGACGCAGUUGCAAGAUCAACUUGUACAGUUGACCAUUGCGAUGACGAUCCUCAUGGACGAUAAAGACAGUUGGUUUGGAAACAUAACCUUCACAAAAUUUAUCAUUUACCAAUCAAUGAUAAUAACUAUCAUAUUCUAUUACGUCUCGAAGAGAAAAAAACCUGAAACCAUAAUGGUGCCAAUUCCAAAGAAAAUCAAGAAAAAACAGGAUAGGUUUAGGAGAAAAUCAGUAGAAGGUGUUAGUGGGCACGCGACUCCGUCUGCGAAAAAGCGUAGGCCAAGCGAGGAAGCAUUCCAAAUAGCGAGACAAUCUACUGAUGAUAUGGACAGAGAACACGAUUUGGGUGAAUGGCAAAUCGCUAAGAAGAACAGGAGAAGAAAAACUGCAAACAACAACCACAGGAGUAUAGAAUCAGAUAUCAAAGAAUCAUCUAAUGCCCAAGACGGUAUUAGGGAGUUACAAGAAAACCCAAAUAUUACUCUAGACGAGGGUGUGUACUUCGCUCCUGUGCCGGAGCCAAAAGAAUUUACAGUGAAUGAAACUAAAGAAAAAGAGUUACCAAAAACGAACGGUUCGUUCUUCAAUAAUUUAAAAACGAAGACAAUGAAGACGAGACGAUUAUCGUCCCCGGCCUUCCUGAGGACUCUCAAUCGUCAGAGUAGUAGGAGCACGCCUAGUCCAGAUGUGAGAACUUUAGAACCGAUAUUCAAUGGAAAAUUAGGAAAGAAAGCGGCUUCCGAAUCGCCUACAGGAAGCCUCUGGUCGGAAUCGACAGACAUCUCUCAGAACGGACCGGCAGAGAGCGAAAGCGGCGCCAAGAAGAAGAAAAGUCUUAAAAACAUACUUAAAAAAGUAUUUUGAGAACUUACGAGUGAUUGUUUUACAUGUGCUUUGUUAUAGAUUGCUAUGUCUCAUUUAUUAUUAUAUAUUUUAUUGUUUAAAUUAUUGUAUAAAAUUAUUUGCAUCAUUGUUAGACCUCUAUAGGUGCCAAUUGUGAUAAAUUAGGAAGCCUAAUGCUAUUUCAAUUAUUAUUAUUUUUAUUUUUGGCAGUUAUUUUGCAAGUAUGCCAGUAUUUUAUGAAUGACAAUAAGAGAAAUUGUGGAAUGUAGACACUAGUCGGGUGAGUCGGUAAACAAAGAAAUGGCAUUAAAUGCGUUAAUUUUA